AUGAGGGACCAUGGCACCGCGCAACGACAACUCCAUCCCACCACUCGGCGGCCGCCCAUCAGGCUUCCUCCUCGAUCUAUACCUCCGCGAGAUCGCUAUCGGAAUCAUGGUGCGAAGGACGAUCUUUAUGAUGGACCUGACGACGACGAUCCGUACGGCGAAGUGUUUGGUCUGGAUCAGUUCGACAAUGAACUGCUUCAGCAACCGGUUCCAGAUCGUCUGCAGCAGGCCGCCCUUGACCACAGACGACUGUCGCUUCACCCAAGUCGCUCUAAGUAUGUCGGCACGACGUCGUUCUCGCAGGCAGACCCAACCUCCCACUACUUGCACCAGGACCAGUCCCAUAUUUCUGCUCAAUACGUCUAUGUCUCACAACAACCCGAUACUAGUUCUGAUGCACAACUGGGGGCUUCAUCUAGCCCUGCCCUCAGGGCGGGUCAACGGCGAGCUCACAAGCGCGCAAACUACAUGCCUCAGACCACGACACGACUGCCUACUGCUACCUAUCACACCCCGGAACCAUCGCAGCUUCCGAAGAUUGCUUCGUUCCAACAAGCCCCGGCACACGGCCCUCAGAGACAUGCUCAUGACACUCCUGUUAUUCAAGGCAUCCCCCUGGUCUCGACAACUGCCCUGCCUGACCGCCUACGCAGUGUCUUCACUUAUCCCUUGUUUAAUGCAGUGCAAUCCAAGUGCAUCGACCGUGUCUUCAAGAGCGACGAUAACUUCGUGCUGGCUUCGCCUACCGGAAGUGGGAAGACUGCUGUUCUGGAGCUGGCAAUUUGCAGAGCAUUUGCGCAUAACGACUCCGGCCAAUACAAGAUUGUCUACCAGGCGCCGAUCAAGGCUCUCUGUUCCGAGCGUCAACGGGACUGGCAAAAGAAAUUUAGCCCUCUCGGCUUGACAUGCGUUGAACUCACAGGAGACUCUGACGCCAGCAAUCUGAGGACAGUCCAAACAGCGGACAUCAUCGUGACCACCCCUGAGAAAUGGGACAGCAUUACACGGAAGUGGAAAGAUCACGAGAGACUCAUGAGGCUCGUCAAGCUCUUUUUGAUCGACGAAGUGCACAUACUGAAGGAAGACCGAGGCGCUAUCCUAGAGGCAGUGGUCUCGCGUAUGAAGACGAUCGGGACGGAUGUCCGGUUUGUGGCACUGUCUGCCACAGUCCCAAACCUGGAUGAUGUGGCUUCCUGGCUUGGCAAGAAUCCUACGGCUCCUUAUCUCCCUGCAAACAGCGAGAGGUUUGGAGAGGAAUUCAGGCCUGUCAAGCUGAAGAAGCAUGUGUGCGGCUAUCAGUCUGGUAACCCCAACGACUUCGCUUUCGAGAGCACACUCGAUUCCAAGCUUCCCGAGGUCAUAUCCAAGUAUUCGGAACAAAAACCUAUCAUGGUCUUUUGUAUGACCCGGAAAUCAACCAUGCAGACUGCAAAGAUGCUGGCGGACUGGUGGUCCUCCAGUGAUCCACAGCGCCGUUACUGGAAGGACCCAUCGAAAUCAUUAGGCAUCCAAGACCAAGAUCUUCGCAAUUGUAUUGCAUGUGGAGUUGCAUUCCAUCACGCGGGCCUUGAAAGCAAGGACAGAUUCGCCAUCGAAAAGGGCUUUCUGGAUGGCGAUAUCGGUGUCAUUUGCUGCACGUCAACGCUUGCAGUUGGUGUCAACCUUCCCUGCCACUUUGUCAUCAUCAAACACACCGUCACCUGGACCAAUGGUGGGUUGCAAGAAUAUUCGGACCUGGAAAUAAUGCAAAUGAUUGGGCGUGCUGGAAGACCUCAAUUCGACACGAGUGCUGUUGCUGUGAUCAUGACCCGCCAGAACAAAAUUCGCCGCUACGAAACCAUGGUGAGUGGUCAAGAGGUUCUGGAAAGUCGCCUGCAUGUCGGUCUUGUUGAACAUUUGAACGCUGAGAUUGGACUUGGAACCAUUUGUGAUCUGGCUGCUGCUCGAAAUUGGCUCUCUAAGACGUUCUUCUACGUUCGCCUACGGAAGAAUCCGAGUUACUACAAACUCGAGGGUGCAAGGAGCGGUCAGCAUAUCGACGAACAGCUCGAUGACAUUUGCCUACGGGAUCUAUCGCUACUACAGGAGGCCAAUCUAGUGGAGGGCGACAGGCGCUUCAGAUGUACCCAGUUUGGAGAAGCCAUGGCGAGAUAUUACGUCAAGUUUGAGACGAUGCAGAUCAUUAUAGGCCUUCCCCCCAAAGCUCAGAUAUCAGAGAUCUUGUCCGCACUAUCUCAAGCGGCGGAGUUCAAGGACAUCAGAUUUCGUGCCGGAGAGAAGGCUCUCUAUAGGACGCUGAACACUUCCCCCUCGAUUCGGUUUCCUAUCCCUGUGAGCCUCGAUCUGCCCGCCCACAAGGUCUCCCUUAUCAUCCAGUCUGUGCUUGGAAGUGCCGAAAUUGCGUGGGAGAAAGAUGCACAAAAGAUCAAGGGACAGUAUCACAAUGAGGUAUUUGCGGUGUUUAGACAUGUCCAUCGGUUGAUACGAUGCAUUGCUGAUUGCCAAAUUGGUGUAGGGGAUUCCGUGGCACUGUUGCAUGCUUUGUUGAUUCAACGCAGUCUCAGAGCGCAAGCAUGGGAUGACGGUCCCUUACAUAUGCGACAACUUGAGGGCAUUGGUGUUGUUGCCGUGAGGAAAUUGGUCAAUGCUGGGAUCCGAAGCAUCGAGGACCUGGAAUACACUUAUGCUCAUCGAAUUGAGAUGAUCCUCGGCCGAAACCCUCCGUUUGGUUUGAAGCUCCUUGAAAAAGUCAAACUCUUCCCCAAACCACGCGUUUCGGUUCAGGUUCUGCCUAAGACGAUGCAAAGGACCAAUGACGGAGUGAAAAUCCAGCUCAAGAUCGAAGUGGGCCUCAUGAAUGAGAAGCCACUCGUGUCAUGGCAGAAGCAACCCGUAUAUAUCUGCUGUCUUGCGGAGACCUCGGAUGGAAGCAUGCUUCAUUUUGCCCGGAUCAGUGCACAGAAGUUGGGAAAGGGUCAAGAUCUCGUCAUCCCAGCCGUUGUAACCUCCCCAGACCAAUCGAUCAACUGCUAUGUGAUGUGCGACGAGAUAGCGGGAACAAUGCGGGAAGCGUCUGUCAAGCCGCGAAUUGCACCAACCAUGUUUCCUGCCUCAAAGUCGGUUGAUCCUACGCCUGUACUUGUGCCCAUUGAACGACCGACAUCCAACACGUCGAAGCGCAGAACAGAGGUCGCCGGAGUGUCACGGAAGUCCAGCGAUGAAUUUGAUGAUGGAAGCUUAGACGACGAUGAUCUUAUACGCGCAUCAUUUGCAGACCUUGACUUUGAGCACAUAGAGAAUUAUGCGAAUCCGAACGAUUCGCUCACGAAAAAGAACACGGCUAAGAACACAUUCAAGGGCGCCAGCAACAAGCCAGCUCGAAAAGCCUCGACAGGAGAGGACGAUUACCAACCCAUACAACUUGAGAAUGGAAAGUGGACGUGCAGGCACAAAUGUGGCGACAAAACCGCCUGCAGGCACUUGUGUUGCCGUGAGGGCGUAGAUCGACCACAUGCAGCCAGGAACAGAGUCCAGAAGACUACAGUGGCGACUGAGCCGGCACCUCCUUCGAGCUCAAAGAGAGGACCUACGCAGACUAAGCUGCAACUCACAGCAUCCAAAAGGAAGGCUUCGUCGGAUAUACAGACGCUUGAUCUGACCCAGCCAGAGAAAAAGCAAAAGUCGCAUUCGCUAACAAAACCGCCAAGGGAUAUCCGUAAUCUCAACGAGCUUCACAAGAAGGUUCUCCCGAAGGAUCCACCAGCCUCUCUAUCUGCGAUCACACAUACGAAGCCUGCUUACUGCUAUGUCGCUGGAGGUGAGCACGACUUGUCCUUUCUCGGCACUGGUUCUGUGGUAGGGCGUGGAGAAACGGUGACUUCCACUGACUAUGGCGACUUG
Messenger RNA from Westerdykella ornata, 3900 nucleotides. RefSeq names its product P-loop containing nucleoside triphosphate hydrolase protein. The annotation marks the transcript as partial. Lineage: Eukaryota; Fungi; Ascomycota; Dothideomycetes; Pleosporales; Sporormiaceae. Gene Ontology annotation, molecular function: ATP binding; nucleic acid binding. The record is from RefSeq and is a predicted model, not a curated record. The transcript is spliced from 7 exons.